GCCCAGUGCAAUUUGGGAUGAAAUUUGGGAUGGAAUACAUGCUACCGUUUGGUAUACGAACUGAUCUUAAACGUAGCUAGUUCUACUCGUAGUAAGUUGAGCACAUGCAGCGGUAAGGUCGGAUCAAGUUAACCGCGCGACCUAUUCUAAUUCUAAAUCUAAAUCUAAAUCUAAAUCUAAAUACUUACUUACGAGCUGAUCGAGUCAUAUCUAUCCCAAACGAGAAAGAGUCGUGGCGGAAGGCUGAACUGCGAAUUGAAUAGGCCGGCCAAGUUCAAGUUUCCGUGAGGUUUAAUUAAGCUAAUCAAGUUGUACUUUUUUCAUCGCUGGUAGACGCGCGGUGUACCCCUGUGCCAGGCCAUAUCUGAUAUCGCUGCUGCCCGGAGAUUGAGGUAGAAGAGAUUGACUAUGAACAGUAACCGGGUUGGGUUGGACAGCCCGGGGAGGGUCGGAUACUUUCGGGCAUAUUUUGAUUUGUGUCGAGGUUGGUUGGAAUCAUUGCAAAUUGGAACAAAGUAGUACUAAUUGGAAAUGUUUCCUAAAGAAAUUUAUGACUUGCAUGAUGAUAGAUUUGACGGGUCUUUCAACGUGCAUCAAAUCUUUAAAGAGGUGUUCUUUGAUAAUAGUGAAAGCAAAAGAAAGUGUAAUGUGACCGGAAGUAUCAAAUUUGAACGUGAUGAUGAAAAAGGAAACAUUGUGCAUGGGAAUUCUUACUGCUCGAAGGAAGCAAGCUCUGGAGGAAAAGUGCAUGAAAGGAAAGAGCUUGCUAACACCAGGCAUCAUUUGAGAACUUCAAUAAACUCAUUGGGUUCCUUGGAUGUUGCUGUAGAAGCAACUUCUGAGAUUGUGACUCAUCAUGUAGUUGAAUCAUAUAACAAAGAGGUAAUUUGUGGUUGCUAUCUGCAGAAGUUGCAAAGUCAGCUGAAUAGAGAAAAUGAAAUCACCGGAAAGGAUGCUAUAGUACUAGAACCCUCUAAGUUCAAUGAAAAAAAUGUUGUUAGCAAACACACUGUCUCACUUGUUUCUUUGAACAAUCGUGCCACUGAGUCUCAGCAGGCCAACACCAUUCAACUAGCCAAGUCGAAGGGUAAGGAUUCUUCCUUUAAGGAACUGGAUGAAUCUGGAUUCUCAAGAAGUGAAGAAUCUCCAAAUGUAAAUAUUCAGUUUAGUGAAUCUUCUCUUAUUGCAGUUAGUGUUGUGUUAAAUGAUGAUCAAUCUAUACAUAAAAAAUGCUCUGGUCAAAGUGUGGCACCUCAUGAUCCUAAGAAAAGGUCGCUGUCUUCAUUGGACAAUGACAAUCAGCACUCUCCCAAACACAGGAGGAUAUUGGAGAAAGAGAAAGACAAUUGCUUGCUUGAAGUUCCGGUCUAUUUAGAGAAUGAAACCUUAACCUUGUGGGGAAGAACAGAGGCAGUAAUCAAUAAUAGAAGUUCUGUUAACUUUGGAAAACGUUUAUAUCUGUGUCAGGAGAAAGAAAGCAAAGAAGAAUUCAAAGAAGCUCUGGUCAAACAUGUUUCUCUAGGUGCAAAAUCCUACCCUAAAAUGAAGGUAAAGAAGAAAUCAAAACUGCUCUCGGAGAUAAUUUUGACAGAUUCGCGCAGACAUGACACAGCGGCAUCCAAUUGUAAGGCUGGAUUAUCCUCUAGAAAGGGUGCCUGCAGAAAAAGUAAGCCAAAGAAGUGUAAAAAGUUGCGUGUGAAGGAUGGUGGUCUUUCAAACUCAACUACUGUCAAAAUUAAAGCAUCCAGUUCUGCAAAAAAUAGGUCUUUUGGUAAAUCCAAACCACUAAAAAAGAAGAGACAACAAAAAGGUCGUUGCAGGUUACUUCUGCGGGGCGCAAAAAGGUGUGGUGGGAAACAGCCCUUGGAUGGAAAGUGGCCUGCUUAUGCUCCAAGAACAGUGUUGUCAUGGUUGAUUCAUUCCGGGACAAUUUCGACUAACGAAGUGAUCCAAUAUCGGGAAGGUCCACAAGGUAGUUUUGUUGUGAAAGAUGGCUCAAUUACUAGGGAAGGCAUAUUAUGCAAGUGUUGUGGUGAUGUGUUAUCUAUCUCCAAGUUCAAGAGUCAUGCUGGUUGCAAGCUGAACCAUCCAAGUUUGAAUCUGUUCAUGGAAACUGGUAAUAAGCCAUUCAUCUUGUGUCAGCUUGAGGCAUGGUUAGCUGCAUACAAGGCUAAGAAACCAGAUCCUCAAGCAGCACAGCCUAAUGGAACAGAUCAAAAUGAUGAUAGUUGUGGGCGUUGUGGUGAGGGUGGGGAGUUGAUAUGUUGUGAUAACUGUCCAUCUACAUUUCAUCAGGCAUGCUUGUAUGCACAGGAACUUCCAGAAGGGAGUUGGUAUUGCCCGCAAUGCGCAUGCCGGGCCUGCGGGGAUGUGGUAAUAGAUACUGAAGUUUCUGCAUUCACUAAUGCACACAAGUGUAUACAAUGCGAACAUCGAUACCAUGAGGCUUGCUUGAAGCAAAAAGGCAUGGAAUGUGGAGUUGCUUCUGAUUACUGGUCAUGUAGUGACCAAUGUGAGAAGGUUUACACCCAUCUUAAGUCUCUCAUUGGACUACCGAAUCAGCUAAGUGAUGGCCUCUCUUGGACACUUUUGAAGUGCAUCCCUCGUGACAAGAACAACCAUUCUGCCCAGCAGUUUCCUCCUUUUAAUGCAGAAUGCAACUCCAAGUUAGCAGUGGCCCUUACCAUUAUGGAGGAAAGUUUUCUUCCAAUGGUGGAUCCUAAAACGGGCAUAGAUAUGAUACCUCAAGUGAUCUAUAACCGGAGAUCACAUCUCGGGCGACUGGACUACUGUGGAUUUUAUACUGCUGUUUUGGAAGAUGAUGACAUUAUGGUGUCAGUAGCCUCAAUUAGGAUCCAUGGGACUAAGGUAGCAGAGUUACCUUUAAUUGCAACUUGCACCAAAUACCGCCGCAAGGGAAUGUGUCGUCGGCUAAUGAACUGCAUAGAGGAGAUGUUAAAGUCAUUGAAGGUUGAGAAACUUGUGCUUUCUGCAAUUCCCAGUUUAGUGGAGACAUGGACUAUGAGGUUCGGCUUUGAACCCUUUGAAGAUAAUGAUAAAAGAAGCUUGAGCGAUAUAAACACGAUGGUGUUUCCUGGAAGUGUGUGGUUAAAGAAGUCACUGUAACAGACUCCCAAGAUGCGCAAACGUAAAGGAAUAGAAGACUCCUCACCCUAUUUAGAGUUUACACCGUCUCCUAAUGGUACAUGUGCUGAAAUUGAACUAAAGGCUGUGAUGGAGAGAGCUUUCAAACCAGACAAGCAGGCGCUGCCAUGGAUCUUCUUUUGGUGAAAAGCGAAAGGCUGCUGCACGUUGAAUUACCAAAUCACUCCAUCGAAGCCCUGACUUGUCACUGAGCAGUUGUCAACUUGUCCUGGAGGAAGCAAAUACUGUAUAUGUGCAAUGCAUGGAAAUAUUUGGAGAAGCAUUUCAUCUUAAUUAAAUUGUAGAAAGAACAUCAAUGAUAGGCUGAGGGCCUAUUCAGCUUUUUCUCCAUCAUAGUGGAGGAUCUAGGGGAGUCAAGUGC
This is a messenger RNA of Cuscuta europaea, 3526 nucleotides long. The record is from the annotation of a GenBank genome assembly. Lineage: Eukaryota; Viridiplantae; Streptophyta; Magnoliopsida; Solanales; Convolvulaceae.